GCCACAUUCACACGCACCUGUAGGAUGAAGAUGCUACCUGCGCUCUGAAGAGUUCGGAUUUAUUCUUUCCUCCUCCUUCACCCCCAAGUUCGCGCCGGAGUUAUAGACACUUUUACUAAGAGAAAAUGGCAGCAGCCUCGACAGAUUCGGGACAGGGUUCCUCCAAAAUCACCCCCGAAGUGCUGCAGGAGAUGCUCCAGUUCUACAACCUGAGCCGCCAGGAGUUCAUCAACACUUACAACAUCCAGCCGCUCGUCUACAUCCCCGAGCUGCCGUACAGCGCCAAGACCACCUUCGUCAUCAUGUACGUGGUGAUCUUCGUCCUGGCUCUGGCUGGAAACAGUCUGGUCAUCUACAUAGUUCUGAAGAAGCGGGCGGUCCAGACGGCCACGGACAUCUUCAUCUGCUCCCUGGCGGUCAGCGACCUCCUCAUCACUUUCUUCUGCAUACCUUUCACUUUGUUACAGAACAUCUCGUCUGAAUGGUUUGGAGGGGUUCUCGUUUGCAAGACAGUUCCUUUUGUGCAGACCACAGCCAUAGUGACAGGCAUCCUGACAAUGACCUGCAUCGCCAUUGAGAGAUACCAGGGCAUCGUCUUCCCUCUGAAAAUGAGGCGGCAGUACUCGUCUAAACGAGCGUACAAGAUGCUUGGGCUUGUAUGGAUGGCUUCUGUAAUCGUGGGUUCGCCGAUGCUAUUUGUGCAGCAGCUAGAGGUGAAGUAUGACUUCCUGUACGACCACUACCACGUGUGCUGUCAGGAGAGCUGGAGCUCGCUGACCUACAGACAGGCGUACACCACCUUCAUCAUGGUGGCUCUGUUCCUGCUGCCUCUGGCAGCCAUGCUGUUCCUCUACACACGCAUCGCCAUUGAGCUGUGGAUUCGCAAGAGGGUGGGCGACGCGUCGGUCCUGAAUACCAUGAACCACAGGGAGAUUGGCAAGAUCUCCAGGAAAAAGAAAAGAGCUGUGAAAAUGAUGGUCACAAUCGUCCUGCUAUUCACCAUUUGCUGGGCUCCUUUCCACACAGUCCACAUGCUGUUUGAGUACAAUGAUCUGGAAAAGAAGUACGACGGCGUCACCCUGAACAUGAUCAUCGCCAUUGUUCAGGCCAUUGGCUUCUUCAACAGCUUCAACAAUCCGAUCGUGUACGCCUUCAUGAAUGAGAACUUCAAGAAGAGCUGCGUUUCCACCCUCUCCCACUGUCUCCGUAAACCGAACCACCAGGGUGCCCCCACAGUCGCGCCGAGACUAAGCGUGCAGUUCAUCAAACCACAGAGCAGAGAAGCCUUCGUGAACGCAGAUGAAGACAACAGCUCAGAGCAGCGCUCGGCAGAGAGGGGAGCCUCAUGCUCAUCAUCGCACAGAGAGAGCUCCCUGGGAAUUAUUGGAGAGAAAAUUUCCACCAUCCAAACCGAGCUCCCUCCGAACAGCUCUUCUCAAGUCAAAUAAAACGUCCGGGUGCUUUCGAUUUGCAAAUCUGCCGUUUGCGAUCAUCAGCUGCCACGGAAUUAGAGCAGCUUUGAGAACGUGACAAAUAACAAAGACUCGGAGCUCCAAAGCCUUUUCUGCAUCCUGUGCAGCGCCAGGAGCCGGAGAACGAGUGUUUUUAAGCAGUCAGAACGUAGAAUGAGUUUUAUUGUAAAUAGGUGCAGCAACAGAGUCCGUACUGAGACACUGAAACGACCGUUUGCGAUUGAAACUGAGACUUUAUUUGUGCUUUAGAUGGAACCUGAAACGUCAUGUUCACUGAGCGUUUAAAAAUGAUGUUUUAUCAUGAAUGAGCCACAACUGCAGUAUUUUCUGUGGUUUUCUGCUGUAGCAGCAACUAUUUAGAAAUGUUAAUGAAGAACACGCUGCAGUGUCAUGCUUGUGGCGUGGAACUGUGGCUGCUCUUCUGCUUCAGUCGUUAAUUUGCUUUCGUUGUGCAUAAGCUGAAGUCACUUCACGUUAAUUGUGCACUUUAUUGCUAGCCUGAAAAAAAAAAAAAAAACAUUUGCAGAGAUUCAAUAAUAUUGACUGAAAUUUAUUGCUGUUUAAAUUCUAACUGAAUGUACGUUUUUAAAGUCAGAUGCACAUAAUUUGCUACAAGGCUGCAACUCAACUCGGUGACAAAAGACUUUUGUUUUGUUUUGUUUUUAACUCUGACAGUUAGCAGAAGCAACCUGCAGAUGACAGCUCCCUUGUUUUUUUGUUGUUUUUUUUAUCCUUGUGACUACAAGUACAUCUCAUUAAAUUGGGACGUCAUCAGCAGGUUAAUGUUUCACUAACUUAUAAUGAAAAAUGUAUAUUUAUUACACACAAACUAAUAUUGAGGAUUAUGGUUUACGGCUGAUGAAAAUCUAAAACUUAGUCUCCCGGAAAUUUCAAAUAUUACACCAAUUAAAAAAAAAGCAAACAUCUCAACACAAAAGUCGACCUACUAGAAAAGUAUGUCCUUGUACUGAACAAUUUAUGUAUGCAUAAGUUUCCUUUUGUAUGGACCUGACGGUCCUUAAGGUUGCCUAGUCCUGCUGAAAAAUGAAAUAUGCAUCCAACAAAGUUCAUCAGAAAAGGGAAGACUGACGUGACUUAACAUUUCCUGAUAGACAACUCCGCUGACUUUGGAUUUGAUCAAACAAAACUUUUCCUUUUUUGUCCUUCCACUAAAAUAUUAGUAUGCUUGGAGUUUUUAAUGCUCCUUCUAUAGAAACAUAUUUGGAAUUUUCAUGAGCAGCAAACCAUGUUCAUCAAAAGUAACAGAAACACUCAAAAUACAGCAUGCAAGGCAUUUUGAUCUGGAGUUCCCUGUUUUUUAACUCAUGAUAAUAUUCUAACUUAUUGAGCUGCACAUUGCGUAAUGUGAAAAUAAAAUCUAUAAUGUGAACUAUUGUGAAAAAUGUAUAUGACGACGUUUGAUAAUUUACACCUAAAGUUCUAACCUUUACAUAAAUCUCAUCUCACAGUUGUUUUACUGAUGUUUUACAAGUCUAUUUUGCGAAUAAAGGAAAUGAGACAGCUGGUCGCAGAUGCCUUGUUUCACUCAGAUUAGAGUGGUCCGGACCUCAAGAAAACUAUUAUUUAGUGUGCAAUUUAAAAUUGGUGCUGAAAGUGUGUUCCCUUGGGGGCUUUUGUUUGUUUGUUUGUUUUGUUUGUGGAGAAAAUUGCUGGUUAAAUUGCAGAUUUGUGGCAGUGUUGUUGCUUUCAGGGACGGUGUAGUUCUCUUGCAUGGGCUAAGACACUUUAGUUGUUUGCAAAAAAUGAAGCUCUUACAUUUUUGACGAAGCCUUUCUAACCUGAUGGGAUGGGAGGUUAGAAAUGUCGUUGCCAGUUUUCUUUGAAAAUGGCAGCGGCUAGUCUUCAGUGCAAAAAUGGCAGUGACCAGUGCAAAACAUUUAUUUAUUUAUUUUUUUUAUCAUUUAAGUGCUUCAGUUUAAAAUGAGAACUGACUUUGCGUAAACCUUUUUUGAGUCACACUUCAGCCACCUGUAACUCCCUGUGAUUUAGAGAAGAAAUGCCAAGAGGCACUCAAGAUGCACUAGUGACCUCAUAUCAGGUUCUAGUCAUUUUCACUCAAAUGUUAAGUGACAAAAACGUUUGAAAUGGCAAUUAUUAAGAAUGUCUGAUUUUUCUCAUUCUGCUGCAGACUGAUUGCUUUGUUUAUUUUUGAUACGUUUAAAGUUGUGUUUACAGUGCAUUGUACAAGUAUUCACACCCCAUGACCUUUUGAAGCCUGCGUUACGUCAUUACAAUGACCAACUUCAAUGUAUUUUGCUGGGAUUUUGUGCGAUAACACAAAGGAAAGGUGACACACACCGAUACCUAAAGGCAAUUUAGAAAGACCAGUGAACCUGACAGUCCAAGUUAAAGCAUUUAAAUUAAUCUGACUUGGACAAAUGUUUUCUUGACCAAACUGUGGGACACUGUUCCUGGUUUGCGCCACCCAAAUAUUGUCCGACACAUUACAGACUUUGUAGCAUUAUAAAAAAAUAAAAAACACAAUUUUGAUUGUUUAUUGAAUCUUGCAAUAAAAGACAUUACCUUUCCUAACAUUG
Poecilia reticulata (guppy) is the source of this 4030-nucleotide messenger RNA. RefSeq names its product pyroglutamylated RFamide peptide receptor b (gene qrfprb). NCBI's taxonomy places the organism in Eukaryota, Metazoa, Chordata, Actinopteri, Cyprinodontiformes, Poeciliidae. Gene Ontology annotation, cellular component: plasma membrane. The record is from RefSeq and is a predicted model, not a curated record. Gene Ontology annotation, biological process: G protein-coupled receptor signaling pathway. Gene Ontology annotation, molecular function: neuropeptide Y receptor activity.